GGCAAUUAGCAGAUAUCAAUCAGUCAGCAGUUCUACCCUUGUCAAAGCAGCUAUGGCCCUCCCUAUGCCUGAGCCCAGUGUGCCACCACUGCCACUUCUCCAAUACAAAGUUCUCUCCUUCGAUGUGUACGGCAGCCUGAUCGAAUACAAAGCUCACAUUCUGGAAUCAUUUCAACCCCUCCUCUCCCGUCUGCCAGAGUCGUCGCCCUUUCUCGAUUCCACCCCCCUCACCACAACCGUUCCUAACUCCGCCUCCGUGGGCUCCAUCGAGUUUCUAAAGCUGUUCCAGCGCCAAGAAGAUGCCAUCAAGCUAGAGAAGCCAGUGAAACGAUUCGAUGAGAUCCUAGCCGAAAUAUGGAGGCGGAUCGCCAAGGAACUGGGCGUGGAAAGUAGCGAUGAUGAAGCAAAGGAUUUCGGAAGCGAAGCUGUCAUUUCCGGGUGGCCGACUUUCCCGGGAAGCUUGGACGGGCUGAAGAGACUAAGUAAGCACUAUAGGCUUGUGGCCCUCUCGAAUAUCGAUCGAUUUGCAUGGAACAUUACCUCAAACUCGUCGGCAGGUCGUCUUGGAGAGGUGGGCUGGUGGAAAGUUUUCACUGCAGAGGAAUUCGGCGACGAUGCCACCCGCGCGGAUGAUGCAAAGCUAGAGACCCUAAUCCAGUUUUGCACCAAUCACGGCGUCAAGAAAGAGGAAAUCCUUCACGUUGCACAGAGUCUCGGUCAUGAUCAAGCCCCCGCAAAGCGGUUAGGAUUAAGUUCUGUGUGGUUGGUUGGUGAUGGGCCGAGGUGGGGGAAAGAGGCGGAAAGCAAGAUGGCACUCGAAAAGAAGCUGGUCGGAUAUGCAUGGAGGUUCCAGAAUCUCAAAGAGUUCGCAGAUGAGGUGGAGAGAGUGGCGCGAGGUUAAGGGUCGAUGGGCUUGUAAGCCUCGCCGUUGAACCCACUGAUACAGAAGAAAGAGAUACUGAGUUUCUCCUGGGGCGGGCGGAUUUGCUCCUGCUUUGCUCUGGUAGACUUCGGCUAUUGCUAAAGGCGCCAUUGAGAGACAGCACUUCCAGUCUCUUGGUCUUCGGUGCCUGCGUCGUUGUGGCCUUGUGAAUAUCAUUGAAUGUCGACAGCCUAA
Molecule: messenger RNA, 1117 nt
Organism: Cladophialophora immunda
Lineage: Eukaryota; Fungi; Ascomycota; Eurotiomycetes; Chaetothyriales; Herpotrichiellaceae
Exons: 1
Coding region: 53-901 (282 amino acids)
Source: RefSeq, a predicted model, not a curated record